Thunnus maccoyii (southern bluefin tuna) is the source of this 2095-nucleotide messenger RNA. RefSeq names its product transmembrane protein 184C-like. Gene Ontology annotation, biological process: transport. The record is from RefSeq and is a predicted model, not a curated record. The coding region runs from base 283 to 1602 and encodes 439 amino acids. The transcript has 12 exons. NCBI's taxonomy places the organism in Eukaryota, Metazoa, Chordata, Actinopteri, Scombriformes, Scombridae. Gene Ontology annotation, molecular function: transporter activity.
UUGAGAUUCCUCCCGGUGACGUGAGCGCGUCAACACGGGGAAACAGGAGGACAAACACGGACUGCUGCAGCACCCUGACGCCGGCGGAUCGGCUGUGUGUUGUUCGGCCUACGGUGACGGAUUAAACGGAUCGGUGUGAUCGAUCAUCGGGGCCGGUGAUCAGCCGGUGAGCGGAUCAAACGUCAGUUGGCGGUGUGCGGUUGGGCGGAGGAGAUGCGUUGCCUGGUGUGGCCUGUGGUUUAGGAUGUGCCUGUAGUCGACGCUGAGGGUAAAGCAGCCAUCAUGCCGUGUACGUGUGCAGAGUGGAGGAGGUGGAUUCGCCCGCUGGUUCUGGUUCUCUAUGCUCUUCUGCUGGUGGCCGUGCUGCCGCUCUGCAUCUGGGAGCUGCAGAAAGACAAGGUUGGGACUCACAGUAAAGCCUGGUUCAUAGCCGGCGUCUUUGUCUUUCUGACAAUCCCAAUUUCACUUUGGGGGAUUCUGCAGCAUAUGGUUCACUACACACAGCCUGAGCUGCAGAAACCAAUCAUCAGGAUACUAUGGAUGGUGCCAAUUUACAGUUUGGACAGUUGGCUGGCUCUGCGUUAUCCUAACCUGGCCAUCUACGUGGACACGUGCAGGGAGUGCUACGAGGCCUAUGUCAUCUACAACUUCCUGGUGUUCCUGCUGAACUUCCUCAGUAACCAGUACCCCAGCCUGGUGCUCAUGCUGGAGGUCCAACAGCAGCAGCCCCACCUGCCCCCGCUCUGCUGCUGCCCCCCAUGGCCCAUGGGAGAAGUGCUGCUGUUCAGGUGUAAGCUGGGAGUCCUCCAGUACACUGUGGUCAGACCAGUUACCACGGUGAUAGCAUUGAUCUGUCAGCUCUGUGGGGUUUAUGAUGAAGCCAAUUUCAGCUUCAAAAACGCCUGGUCAUACCUGGUCAUAAUUAACAACAUAUCACAGCUGUUUGCCAUGUACUGCCUGGUGUUGCUCUACCGAUCUCUCAGAGAAGAGCUGACUCCCAUCAGGCCUGUGGGCAAGUUCCUCUGCGUCAAACUGGUGGUGUUUGUCUCCUUCUGGCAAGCUGUGUUUAUAGCGUUCCUGGUGAAGGUCGGUGUGAUCUCGGACAAACACACCUGGGACUGGGACAGUGUGGAGGCCGUGGCCACUGGACUGCAGGACUUCAUCAUCUGCAUAGAAAUGUUCCUGGCUGCCAUUGCUCACCACUACACCUUCACCUACAAGCCCUACGUACAGGAAGCAGAGGAGGGAUCGUGUUUCGACAGCUUUCUGGCCAUGUGGGAUUUCUCUGACAUCAGAGCUGAUGUCACAGAGCAGGUUCGCCAUGUUGGUCGGACGUUUCUUGGUCGUCCCAACAAGAUGUAUUUUGGUUCGGCAGCCCGACCCGAACACACCGAGCACACCGGCCUCCUCACAGCAAGCUCCCAGGACCCCGUUGCCGUGGCAGCCACAUCAAUGCCCUCCUCCCCCUCCUCCAGUGGGCGGUACCAAGGCCUCGGCCACACCCCCGCCCCACACUCCAUCUCCGCUCCUGCGGGGUUCACCUCCUCGUCCUGGGAGGACGACAGCGAUGGCUCGCCUUCGCGGGCAGGUGACAUCCAUUAACAUGGUGACAUCACCAGGAGCACACAGCAAGGGGCGGGGCUAUUUCUCUUCAUUUACGUCCCUUGAUGUGCUUCAUGGCUGUGGACAAAGACACUCUCAGAUUCUGUAUUAAAGUCAGAAUAAAAAUAUAAACAUGAACUGAACUCUCAUCUUCAAAUUUGUGGAAAAGAAGCAAAGGAAGCAGAGAAGAGAAAGAGAUUACACUCUCUGAUGUCAAAGCCAUGUUUGUUGAGAAACUUUGGUAUUUUUAAAAUAAUUAUCGAGUUUUAAGUGUUUGAAAUCUGUAUUUUGAUGUCUAAUGAUGUCAUUUUGAUAAAUGUACCUCUAGCUGUUGAAAAGGAAGGAAGAGUUCGUGUUUUCAUCAGAAGGGGAAGCAGGUUGUUUGUUUUCUUGGUUUUACACUCCAACUGUGCUGAAGUGUCCUUGAGCUACUCUUGACUUGACUUUCUUCUGGUCCAGAAUAAAUCUACAUCUCAUCUGUCAUUAACAGGAA